This is a messenger RNA of Equus caballus (horse), 851 nucleotides long. RefSeq names its product NHP2 ribonucleoprotein (gene NHP2). NCBI's taxonomy places the organism in Eukaryota, Metazoa, Chordata, Mammalia, Perissodactyla, Equidae. The record is from RefSeq and is a predicted model, not a curated record. Gene Ontology annotation, biological process: rRNA pseudouridine synthesis; maturation of LSU-rRNA; snRNA pseudouridine synthesis. Gene Ontology annotation, cellular component: cytosolic large ribosomal subunit; nucleolus; box H/ACA snoRNP complex. Gene Ontology annotation, molecular function: box H/ACA snoRNA binding.
AGGAGCUGCGCGUCAACGAUUGGUCUGAGUCGGAGACUUCGUUUCCCGGUUGCAGUGUCGGCUGGCGCCCCGCAGAGCGGGGUGACCCGGAAGUGACUCCUCGGGCCGCGUGGACUCGUCACCUGGAGAGUGUGUUGCGGCGGCGGCGGUGAUGACCAAAAUAAAGGCCGAUCCGGACGGGCCGGAGGCUCAGGCGGAGGCGUGCUGCGGGGAGCGCACCUACCACGAGCUGCUGGUGAAUCUGAACCCCAUCGCGCAGCCCCUGGCUUCUCGCCGGCUCACGCGGAAGCUCUACAAAUGCAUCAAGAAAGCCGUGAAGCAGAAACAGAUUCGACGCGGGGUGAAGGAGGUUCAGAAAUUCAUCAAUAAGGGCGAGAAAGGGAUCAUGGUUUUGGCAGGAGACACGCUGCCCAUUGAGGUGUACUGCCAUCUCCCGGUGAUGUGUGAGGACCGGAACUUGCCCUACGUCUAUAUCCCCUCUAAGACGGACCUGGGUGCAGCCGCCGGCUCCAAGCGCCCCACCUGUGUGAUAAUGGUCAAGCCCCACGAGGAAUACCAGGAGGCCUAUGACGAAUGCCUGGAGGAGGUGCAUGCCCUGCCCCCACCCAUGUGAAGGACUUGGGGAGCAACCUGGCACCUGCUCUGGAGGCUGUUGGGCUGGCGGCGGGCCAGCUGGGAGCCCUUCUGCUGCCCACUCUCACAGCAUCUCCGUCCCGGGGCACGUCUUCUUCCCAGGCAGCUCCAGCAGCCCUUUCACUUCUCCAUCAGUGCUGUUUCCUGCUGAGCGUCUGUGAAGACACUUCCGAGAAUGUGGUGUGGGGGAAGUAAAUGCUAAGACUAAAAUGUGGUAA